Messenger RNA from Pseudophryne corroboree (corroboree frog), 7144 nucleotides. RefSeq names its product GTPase activating Rap/RanGAP domain like 3 (gene GARNL3). Gene Ontology annotation, biological process: regulation of small GTPase mediated signal transduction; activation of GTPase activity. The coding region runs from base 158 to 3214 and encodes 1018 amino acids. Gene Ontology annotation, molecular function: GTPase activator activity. The transcript has 30 exons. The record is from RefSeq and is a predicted model, not a curated record. NCBI's taxonomy places the organism in Eukaryota, Metazoa, Chordata, Amphibia, Anura, Myobatrachidae. Gene Ontology annotation, cellular component: cytoplasm.
CCCUCUCCUCUGAUCUGGUGCGCAGUGAUCAUGCUGCUGCAAUAUAGCAAGAUCCUGGCUGGAACAUGUUUAUCCCCAUUCCCCCUCUCUCCCUCUCUCUCUCUCUCUCUCGCUCCCUGAAUUCACACUGAAUUAACCCGUCCAGUAGCUGGUGCCAAUGCAUGUGCCGAAUGCCUGUCUAAAGUGGCCUGCUGUCGUCUCGUCCUCCUCUGCCUUCCUGCUGUUUGUGGUGGAGACUGUAAGAUGGGAGAAGACCUAUGACAGCAUGAGAGCUACAGCCCUCCCUGCCAGCUCCGUCUCCGAAGACCUGGGCUGCAGACGGGGAGAAUUCAGCAGGAAACACUACGGCUCGGUGGAGCUGCUAAUUUCAAGUGAUGCUGAUGGAGCCAUUCAGAGAGCGGGAAGAUUCCGAGUUGAGAAUGGAUCUUUGGAUGAGAGUAAUGACUACCUGCCAGGAAUGUGGAGGAGAACGGACGUUCACCUGGAGAACCCCGAGUAUCACACACGAUGGUACUUCAAGUAUUUCCUGGGAAAAGUUCAUCAAAACUACGUAGGAACCGAUGCAGAGCGGAACCCGUUUUUCCUGUCCGUCGUCCUCUCCGACCAGAACAAUCAGCGCGUACCGCAGUAUCGAGCGAUCCUAUGGCGGAAAACCGGUACACAGAAAAUCUGCCUUUCAUACUGUCCCACAAAAACAUUAUCAGUGAAAUCUAUAUUAAGUGCCAUGAACCUCGAUAGAUUUGAGAAAAGCCCCAGGGAGAUCCUCAACCCAGAGAUUCAGAAGGACCUGCUGGUGUUAGAGGAACAGGAGGGCUCAGUGAAUUUUAAGUUUGGAGUUCUUUAUGCCAAAGAUGGUCAGCUGACAGAUGACGAGAUGUUUAGUAAUGAAGCCGGAAGUGAAAGUUUCCAAAAAUUAUUGAACUUGCUUGGAGACACCAUCACGCUGAGGAGCUGGAUCGGCUACAGGGGAGGACUAGAUACCAAAAAUGACACAACGGGAAUACAUUCCGUCUACACUGUUUACCAAGGGCACGAGAUCAUGUUCCACGUCUCCACCAUGCUACCGUACUCUAAAGAGAACAAGCAGCAGGUAGAAAGAAAACGUCACAUUGGGAACGACAUUGUGACCAUCGUCUUUCAGGAAGGGGAGGAGUCUUCUCCGUCUUUCAAACCCUCCAUGAUCCGAUCUCACUUUACCCAUAUUUUCGCCUUAGUGAGAUACAACAAACAGAACGACAGUUACAGGCUAAAAAUAUUUUCGGAAGAAAGCGUUCCGCUGUUUGGUCCCCCUCUCCCUUCUCCACCUGUCUUUACUGACCAUCAAGAAUUCAGGGAUUUUCUUCUAGUAAAACUAAUAAAUGGCGAGAAGGCGACUCUGGAAACGCAGACCUUUGCGCAGAAGAGACAGCGGACGCUGGACAUGUUGAUCCGUUCCCUGUACCAGGAUCUCAUGCCUGAUUUACAUAAGAACAUGCUAAACAGAAGAUCAUUCAGCGACGUCCUGCCGGAAUCACCUAAAUCUGCCAGAAAGAAAGAAGAAGCUCGGCAGGCAGAGUUUGUCAGGAUUGGCCAGGCGCUGAAGUUGAAAACAAUUGUACGGGGAGACGCUCCUACAAGUCUGGCGACCACGGGGCUGUGUAGGAAAGAGCCCUGGGAGUCCCAGUGUUUCUGUAACAGCUUUGCCCACGAAGCUAUCGGUGGAGAUUCCUGGGGGCCGUUGCUAUUAGUAUCCACAGACUCCGGGGUGUUGCUAAUAGAAGAUGGACAGCCAGCGAUUGCGGUAUUUGAUAAGUCGCUGCAGAUCAAACAGAUUCAUGUGCUGGAAAUCCUAGAUCUUCUGAUCGCGCGAGCCGACAAAGGGAAGGACGCCCGUCUCUACGUCUUCCGGCUGAGCACCAUUAAGAAGGGUCUGGAAGACAAGCAGGUGCCAAGGAACAAGUAUGAAUGCAGGGAAAAUAAACUUGAAAAAACAAAAGGAUGCCAUUUGUACGCUAUCAACACGCAUCACAGCCUGGAGCUGAGGAUCAUAGUGGCGAUCCGGAACAAGCUUCUGCUCAUCACACGGAAACACAACGCGCAAAACAGUUGCGCCGGCUUCUCGCCGGUGGAGGAGUUCCAGUACAUCAGGGAGAUCUGUCUGUCGGACCCUCCGGUGGUGAUGACCCUUGUGGACGGGCCGACUGGUGAAAAUGACAACAUGAUCUGCGUGGCGUACCGGCACCAGUUUGAUUUGGUGAAUGAGAGCACGGGCGAGUCCUGCAGGCUGCAUUAUGUUGAUGCUAGUAGGGUUAAUUUUGUUACAGCAAUUGAUGUGUACGAAGACGGAGAGGCAGGACUCCUGCUCUGCUAUAACUAUAUCUGUUACUACAAGAAGGUGAGCCCGUUCAACGGAGGCUCACCCCUCAUCCAGCCCUCAGCGUCCGACUUCCACUUCAGCUGGAACCAGGUCCCGAAUGCUGUGGUGUGCGCUUUCCCGUACAUCCUGGCCUUUACCACCGACUCCAUAGAAAUCCGUCUAGUUGUCAACGGCAACCUGGUGCAUACAGCCGUGGUGCCGGAACUGCAGCUCGUGGCCUCGCGGUCAGAUAUAUACUUUAAAGCAGCCGCUGCAGUGGGCUCCUCAUCCAACAGCAGCUCGAAGGACACAAGCUCCCACAGCUCCCCACAGUCCCCCACGGGAUACGAGUUGCCGGUGUUCCCCACCCUGCCUGGAGAUACAGGUGAGGUCCAGUAUACAAACAUUUACAAGAUUCCCCUCUGUAACCUCGUGGGACGGAGCAUCGAGCGGCCUUUAAAAUCCCCGUUGGUUCCCAAAGUCAUCACAACACCCACGUCCAGUGGCAUCGCCUGCAUUCCAGUCACCCACUCCCUGUCGCUGUCCCGCAUGGAGAUCAAAGAGAUUGCGAGUCGGACGCGGAAGGAGUUAUUAGGUCUUUCUGGUGAGACGACCUCCAAGUCUGAGGGAUCGCAGCGGCAGAAGAAGCUGGCCAGGAGGCAGGAGGAGGAGGAAGAAGAAGAUAAGCAAGAAGCUAUGAGAUCAACCAGCAGUGACAGGAUAAAUUCUGGCUCUUUUGAAAGCAAUUCAGAAGGACAGCGUCACUGUUCUACCAGUUCGGACCCCGAGUCUAACGUCAGCGUGGAGGAGAGCCCACCUUUCAGCAGCCCCUUCAACAUGGCCACGUCCUUUGAUGAAGACUUUGUGGAUCUGAAGUGAAGACAAUCUCCGUGUCCCGUGUCCUUCCCACCCCUCUCUCCUCACAAAUGUCCAGUCCUAGUAAGGAUCGUCCUAACACUGCUGCUGGGGGUAGGCACACAGAGUUCUCGCACGCUGGACCGCCGCGUCCUGUUGCCAGCGUGUCACUGCCGCAGGACCUAGGUUUGUUGCCUUUUUAUAUAAAUAUAUAUAUAUAUCGGUUAUAGUAUAUAUCUUGUGAUCCACAGAAGAGCUGACACAAUAAUGAUUUUAUUCUACUUUACACGUCAAAUCCAACCAGAACCGUACAAUCCGUCUGGGUUCGAAAAAUGCUAUUUAUUCCGGCGUCUACGUUAUAUGAACAAUCAUCAGAAAAUGUCACCGUCACUUUAUUUAUCAAUUAUCAAUGUACUUAAUAAUACAAGUUUUUAAUAUUGUUGUAUAAUAUUGUAGGGUUUACAUUACUGGGAAUUAUUUGCCCUUUUCUCAUAUUCAUUCAAGAGAUCUGCAGGACAUUGCCCUAUUCCGAUUACCCCGAGAGAGACAUAGUGAUAUAUUCUGCAGAUUAUUACAUUACUGACCUCUCUAGUGAUCUGCAGAACAUUGCCCAAUCUACCCCGACAGAUACAGUGAUAUAUUCUGCAGAUUAUUACUGACCUCUCCAUCGACCUGCAGAACAUUGCUUUGCUCCAUCUACCCCCAUAUAGAUAUAUAUUCUGCGGAAUAUCUCAAACUAACAAACCAUGAUUUAUUUUGUCUUUCUGAACAUGAUGGGGACGAUUAAAUUGUUUUAUGGGCGCCAACUUGGGCUAUUCAAUUGUUGCCCCCGUUGGGCAUGCAUGCCCUGUAUGCGCGCCCAUUAGUACCGGGUUUAGCCGCGUAAAGCAGAUAAACCUAAGGUGUUAAAACCACAGAGUUUACACACUUUUCAGCUUGCACCGCAGGGGGCUUCGAGCUGAAAUCUGGAUCUGCGGCUGCAGCUCGCCCGAAUGGAGCAACAAUUGAAUUGCUCUGUUGGGCGCCAUCUAGUGGCGGCUGAGGAGACCAACAAUUGAAUCGGCUCCGAUGUGUCUUUUAUGCUGGUAUAUGGGCUUUAUCACACCCCGGUUUCCUAAGGCUGGCCCGCGUUAUGACUUCUGCUGCUACUUAAUGUUUAUUGUCCUAUUCUCUCCUGAAACUGUCAUUUCCACUCAUAGUGAAUUACAGGGAAUCUAGAUAAAUAUUUUUCUACAGUGACAGAAAGAUUCUUCCUCCAUGUAUCUAAGCUGCUAUUCCCCCACGCUCUGCGCCUGUGUACCCAGGUACUACUGUACCCCUGCUACAGGGAGGAGAAAGAUUUAGUCAUUCAGAGUCUGUGCCACCAAAAAAUGACCCCUCCACCCCCAAAAAAAAAAAAUGCCUGAAGCCGCUACGGCCCAGAGCCACAGCUGAAAUACCGACAUUGCUAAAUCCAAAAUAUUUCAAGAGUGUUUCUCAGACUCCUAUUUCAUAAAGCAAAAUCAUUUGUCCGUUGUGAAUAGUCUACUAUAAAUAUGGCCAUUUACAGUGUAAUAACCCUCUAUAGAGUGAUGCAUGAUGCAGCUAGUCGCCAUGACAGACACAUGAAAUGUCAUGCGACUUACCUGUACACUCACCUGGAGACACAGACAGGCAGAUCAGGGGUAACCUCUACCCAGACAGCCCGACCAGGAGUAACAUGUACACAGAUAGACGUAACAUGUACACGGACAGGCAGAGCGACCAGGAGUGACCUGUACCUAAACAUAAAUGAAUAUAUACAAACAAACCAAGCGGAACAAACAGACCAUAAGUAACCUGGCCGGACGGACAGCUAGACAGACCAAGUAUUACCAGUAUAGAUAGAUAGACAGACAGACAGACAGACAGACAGACCGACCAAGUAUUACCAGUACACAGACAGACAGACAGACCGGGGGUCACCAGUACACGGAGAAAUACCAGUACACAGACAGACAGACAGACCGGGGGUCACCAGUACACGGAGAAAUACCAGUACACAGACAGACAGACCGGGGGUCACCAGUACACGGACAGACAGACCGGGGGUCACCAGUACACGGACAGACAGACCGGGGGUCACCAGUACACGGACAGACACACCGGGGGUCACCAGUACACGGACAGACACACCGGGGGUCACCAGUACACGGACAGACACACCGGGGGUCACCAGUACACGGACAGACAGACCGGGGGUCACCAGUACAUGGAGGAUUACCAGUACACAGACAGACAGCCCUGGGGUCACCAGUACACAGACAGACAGCCCUGGGGUCACCAGUACACAGACAGACAGCCCUGGGGUCACCAGUACACAGACAGACAGCCCUGAGGUCACCAGUACACAGACAGACCAGGGAUAACAGUCUCCUUAGGGCGAGAUGGGCCUGCAAAGUAAUGAAAUUAAUGUCACAACCCCCAGUACUAGUGCUCCUUUCUCAUAUGCCACAUGGACAGAGUAACAGUACUCCUCUGUUGCUAGCGGGUAUGAUUACCUGUAAGGGCUAUUCCCCUCUGGUGGUCUGCAGAGAAUUGUGCCCGGAGGGCACAUAUAUAGAUACUCAGCGGAGGCUCUGCCCAUUGCAGGAACGUGCUAUAAUCAUUGUGGUGCCAUCACUGCCAUUAUAAUGUCAGACUUCUAGAUGCAUCAGCCCGGCUAGAUCAGGGAAAGGAUAUUCCUGUGACUAGUGAGGCUAUCCUGUAUAUCUGGCCUGCAGAACUGUGCCUGAAUGAUGAUACCACAUCUAUCCAACCAUCACACGUUAUCGUACCUGUGUACUGCAGAUCGACCCCUUCCAAGGGACCUGUGUGGCCAUGUUUUAAGGAUUUCCCCAAUCACACGUCAUAUGGAUUAAUCCAGAGGGAGUGGGCCGCAGAUCGCAGAACCUCAAAAGUGCAAUCAAAAUAUGGCUAGCUGGGGCACUGGAAUGAUGGUGACCCCCCCCCCCAAACACUCACCCUAGUUUUAGUUAUAGAUGAAACACCAAGCAUGUUUACAUUAUAACAGCUGCUUGCAUGUAACAUGUACGUGGACUAACCCCAGCCUAUGCAUUCCUAUCUGAUGGUACCAUAACCUGCCGUAUAAUCUCCUCACGUGUAGAUGGAGGAGACGGGUGUCGGAGAUUUACUACCGUGGAACUACAACUCCCCCUAUAGGCUGUCAGAGCAUAAUACAGGUUAUAGAUCAUCCCCUGCCCGGCCUUCCCCUAAAUCCCGCAUAGGAAGGAGAGCGCGUAGGCCAGACCCCAGUGAUACGACCGCUCCCAGGUAACGCAUGGUGAUGUUUAUUACGCGAUUGCCCCCAGAGCACAGCAAUGUGUGACCACCUGUGAACCACAUGGCCGCACCCACCCCCCUACACCCCCCCUCCUGCACUUCAGCUGAUAGACCACCUGUAAAAUGUGAACUCUGGAACACUAUCGAGACGACGAGCCUUGCGCAGAACAUUACAAAGACAAAAAAAAGAAAGGGAUAUUUUUUUGCAGAUUUAUUUACUUAUUUAUUAUUAGAUAUUUAACUUGUUGAAACAAAUGUUACCACGCCGAGGUUUGUACAAAUCUGUUUCUCUUUUUAUUUUAUUAGCCCCCCCCCCCCCCCCCCCGUCACCUUAUUUUUGUCCGGUUGCCCCCACGCCCUGACCUUUAGCGGUGGUUUUGUAUCUGAUUCUGUACAGUUAGACUGUUGCUGAACUUCUGUGAUACCAGAAAUGUAACAAAAAGAAGAUUUAUCACCAAGUGUCUUAAACUAUAUUGUAUUUCCAUUAUUUCUAAGCCAAGUGAUAAUGUCAAUGUUUUGGUGUUUCAAAUGUGGCCUGUAUAAAUACUGAAGUAUUAAUAAUUAUUACCACAAUAUUUGGAAGUGCCGUGGGAUCACCGCUGUGGAGGUAGAACCGUUUUGUUCUUGAUAUGUAAUAAAUAUUUAUGAAAUUUG